This is a messenger RNA of Myotis davidii, 1290 nucleotides long. It is a transcript of the gene RHBDD3, whose product is annotated as rhomboid domain containing 3. Lineage: Eukaryota; Metazoa; Chordata; Mammalia; Chiroptera; Vespertilionidae. The record is from RefSeq and is a predicted model, not a curated record. Gene Ontology annotation, molecular function: serine-type endopeptidase activity. Gene Ontology annotation, cellular component: membrane.
UCAGGGCUCAGGGCCCUUUUGGUCUGGCUGUUCCCAUCCUCAGACACAGGCCAGUGGACUGGAAAGAUGGCCAAGCACAUGCACACAACCCCGACACUGCCCUACACCUUCAGCCAAGCUAUGUAUGAUAGAGGCCCCCCCGGCCUCCUGUCUCCAGCGCUGCCUCUCGCCUCCUCAGUCCUGAUGCUGCUCAUGAGCUGCCUGUGGCUGGUGGGGGCCGGUCCCAGCCUGGCCCUGGCCCCAGAGCUGCUGCUGGACCCCUGGCAGGCACACCGGCUGCUGACCCAUGCUCUGGGUCACACGGCCCUACCCAGCCUGCUCCUGAGUCUGCUGCUCCUGCCCGUGCUGGGCUGGCGGCAGGAGUACCACCUGGGCACGCUGCGGUUCCUGCAUGCCUCCACCCUACUCGCCCUGGCUGCCGGGCUAAUGGCGGUGCUGCUGGCAGGCCUCGGGGUGUCCGCUGCAGCUGGUGGCUGCGGGUACAUGCCCGUCCACCUGGCCAUGCUAUCAGGGCAGGGGUACCACCCUAGAGGGCUCCAUGGGGCAGUGCCACCGUGGCUGUUGCCGUGGUUGCUCCUUGCCCUGACACCACUGCUCACCUCCGAGCCACCCUUCCUGCAGCUCUUCUGCGGCCUCCUGGCUGGCCUGGCCUAUGCAGCCGGGGCCUUCCAGUGGCUGGAGCCCUCUGAGCGGAGGCUGCAGGCGCUGCAGGGCUUCCUGUGCAGGGUCCUGGGGUGCUGGCCACUCCGGCUCCUUCCCGCCCCAGGCAGUGUGGCUGAGCUGCCUGUCACCCUUCCUGGAGUGAGGCUUCCUACCCCUGGACCUCCUCCGUACGCGGCCUCGUCUAGUCUCUGGUCUCACAGCGAAGGCGAAGGCCCACUCCCACCAGGCCUGGGGCCCGUGCAGCCGGACUGGGAGGGCUCCUCAGAGGCUGGCGGCCUGGCCUGGCCUGGGCCCAGCUUUCCUCCCAGCUCCCCGCUGUGGGCAGCCCUGGAUGAGCAGAUGCUGCAGGAGGCAGCCACCGGUCGUGUGGAGGGUGCGGUGUCACUGCUGGUCAGUGGGGAGGUGGGCGCGGAGGACCUGGUGACUCAGGGGAGGGGUGGGCUCGCCCACCCUGAGGGUCCUGGGCCCCCCUAGCACAGGCGGCCCUCAGGCCACAAGAGUCCUUGCCCAUGGUUGGUUACACGGAGUUCCAGCCCCAAGUACUAAGUCACGUGGGCACAGGGAGGCCCCUCAGCGCCCUGCACUGUGUAGAAUAAAAACGGUUCUUUUCAACCUGGACUCCUCGGG